UCUAACGGUGAGAAAAAGGGAUUGUUUGGAGGAUUGAUUGUGAUUUAAGAAGGCCGGUAUUCGUUAGCCGUUUCAAUGUGUAAAAGGUUCGUGUUUUGAAAUAUGAGUAAAGUGACGGAUUCGGGUGCUUUACCUCCCACCGGGGGCUUAUCACCAUCCACCAACAAACAGUCUUCUGUGCCUGGGCACUACAUCAAUACAUCAUCACUCCUAGCACAGAGCCCGGAUACUCAACAUCUCGGCGGGAAUAGUCCCGAAAUCAGGGAAUCCAAUUUUCUGUCUAAUGGUGUUGAUUCCUUGUCAGAUGUAGGUGAGUUAGACUCUGACGUAGAGGAUAUAGAGGACAAUGGACAGUUGUUCGACAGUUAUAUUAAAAGGGAAAUUGAGAAUGGCGGUGUGUCUAAACGUACUUUGGCGUUCGAGGAUCCGGCAGAGUCACAAUAUAACAAUAGUGCCACAAUGGAUCAGGAAGAAAUUAUUGAAAAGCCCAGACCCACUCGUAAAUAUCUACAGCGGAAAAGGUUGAAACUGCUGUUGAAUAAGGUCAUGGAGAAAUUCAAAGCCAAUGUGAAAAAUCAAAGGCCUAUACGUCUGCACAUGAACGUGAAACCCAAACAAGCCUGGGACUAUGGCCCACUAACAACAGGUGCCUAUAAUGACAUAGGAGACAUGUUUUACACAGUCCCACUGACAGAAUGGACUAUUGAAGGCCAGAUUAAUGCCGAUGAGUCGGACAAGGCUGUGGUUGACACACAAGAGGACUUGCCUCGUGAAAUCAGCUCUCCCGAAAAAGAGGAAAGGCGAUUUAACUCGCCGUCUACCGACAAUAUCACGGUGUUAGCCGACGCUUACAUCGUAGAUACAGACGACGAGAAAAAUCGAGGCGAAGAGGAAACCGUGAAUGUACAGGACAUAAAAUCCAGAACAACGUCAGCGGCUGCUGUAUCGAUAGUGGCGAAUUCGUUAGGUCCAGACCCUGCCACUACAGGUGUUUCCCCGGUGACCGGUUCCGGGUUGACGUCUACACCAGCGACAGCUCCACUGUCAGUAUCGGCAUCAGAAAAUGUGACGUCAACAUCGGUAGAUUUGACGGCACCCGCUGAAAACACACCCCUACAUAUAACCACUAUAUCUACAGGUACACUAGUUUCCAGAAGCCCUUCUCCGACCAAAGGACUGGUGAAGUCAUCGCCUGCUGGAGUAACGCCCUCCGACAAACCCAUACAACGAUCGGCACCUGUGAACAAGGUUAACAAUGCCAUAACGUUCAUAUCCUCCACAUACGAAAAGCCAAAACCUAAUGUAACGUUUGCUCGCAGCACCACAUCUAUACCUAUAAACAUAAAUCCAAUACACUCUGCUCCUCCGAGCACUGAGGCCGCGUUACAGAGGGAGGACACUUGGGGAUCACGUGCUCCACUACCUAGUCUGGCGUCCCACGACAGUAUGAAAUUUGACGAAGAAGGCUCCGAGACAUCUUCUUCAUCGCCACAAAACAAAAGGAAAAUAAUAGUGACACUACCAGACAUAUCAACAGAUGUCGAAGAUCGCAAAAAGGUUCUGCACACCCAAGUUACACAAAGCGAACCAAGGAACGCAUUUCCUAGUGCAAAAACUAGCAAAUCGCUACCGAAACACAGCCAGAAGGUGCCGCCCAAUUACACGUUAGAGGGAUCCGCCAGAACUCUUGCUCGAAAACAAAGUGACCUCCCAACUCUUAAGAUUACAGGUUCCAACGAAGAGGCUUUGUCAUCCAGCUUAUUCCGUAUUGCACCAGGAAAUACAUCGAAAGGAUCAAUCGAAAUCGUCACAUCUGAAAAUGCCUCCGCCGGAAGUGAUUCGGUCAGUUCACCGGAAGUGAUUGAAACCAUUCAACAUGCGACUCCUAUGGUAGCUAGUAUACCAAAAUUGCACGGCGAAAACCCCCUUUUAUCUGUAAAAGGUACAAAUGUUUCAAACUCGAACCCGAUUGGUGAAUGUACAGCAGACAGCUCCUCAUCAGAAUCUGUAGAUCUGUCUAAGAACAUGCUAGGCAACAGAUUAAGUAUUGUUAUCGUGAAUCGAAAGCGAGCUAAAGCUUGCCGACAACGUCACAAACGGAAGUCAGCUCAUCAGAGUGAGCCAGAAAUGAGGCUGUAUAGAUCAUCUUAUACCAGAAGAAAUAAAGACAUGGAAUAUACAGGCCCGUUCAUAGAGAGAUCUAAGACACUCGAGUUCCCUUCUUUGGCACCUGGAAAGGUCUGGAAUCCGGACCUGGAGGCGUCGGCUACACGUACUAACCCGGAAAACCACAAAGAUCCAAAAAAGUCUCAAAAGUCGCCGAAAUUGACGUGUCUACGUGGUCAUACUGACAAGGAGGUCAACCCAUUGGGCAGUGUACCUCAGGCCUCACAACUCAACGGACAUAUGUCCGACUUCCUUUACCGAGUGUUCGUUCGACAGAGCCUUGCCUCUCAAACAGGAAGUGCGGGCAAGAAACCAACACCAGUGCCAUUACCGGAAGUACCUUCGACAUAUAAACCUUUCCGUUCAUUAACAUUUGUUCAGAGUAACCCGUCUGUGCGCCUAUAUAGGCAACCCAACUGGUCUCCGGAUAAGACUUAUAGUGCUGACAAACUAGGGAUUGUAAACAAUCCGUCUUUUGUUGUUCUUUAAUGUAAAUGUUUACUACAAUGACAAAUUCAUAAGAAACUUUGUGUAAUAUUAUGGAAUCGAAACUUACAUGAUGUAAAUAUACCACUUUAAAAUCUUUGGAAUUAUCUAUUGAAAACUUUAUCGAAUAAAUAAUAUACACCA
Messenger RNA from Pecten maximus, 2796 nucleotides. RefSeq lists its product as uncharacterized. The coding region runs from base 103 to 2655 and encodes 850 amino acids. The record is from RefSeq and is a predicted model, not a curated record. NCBI's taxonomy places the organism in Eukaryota, Metazoa, Mollusca, Bivalvia, Pectinida, Pectinidae. The transcript is spliced from 2 exons.